AUGGAUCCAAACGAUUUGGGUGAUAUAAGUGCGGACGAAUUGUUAUCGAGUUUUACUCCAAGUUUAACUAAUGAUCAAUAUGAAAACAAUGUAUUAAAUAUUAUUCAAUCAGAUAAUAUUCAAAAAAUACAAGAAAAUACAAAUUGUACAAUAAGUUUGAUAAAUCAACAACAAGUUGAAUUAAUAAAUAGUGAUCGUUUAUCAAUGAGUUCAACUUCUUUCGAUAUGGAUUUAUAUGAUACUGAUAAAGGUUCUCAACAAAUAUCGUUAAAUACUGAUAUGACAAUAAAUGAUGAACAAAAUUUCGAUAGUACAAAUACAACUAAUGAUACAAGUCAAAAUUAUCAAAUUUUACAAACAUUAACAACAGGUGAACAACAAAUAACUGCAUAUGAUUAUUGUUGUCAGAUGUUAGAGAAAUUGACUCUGGCUGUUAAUACACUGAAACCAGUUUUAGUAGAUUUGGCUAUUCCUAGUGCAAUCGGAGAUUCUUAUUUGAAAACAUUUGAAAUUCCUUCACCUCAUGAUGUUAAUAUAACAACUCAGGAACCAUUGAAAAUAUUAUCGAAUCUUUUUCAAAUGACAAUUAAUACAUUACCAUCUUUUCGUCAAAAAGAUAAUACAAAUGAUUGUAAUAAUACAAUUCCCAUAGGACAAGAAUUAAAUGAAACAUCUGAAAAAACAAUUGCUGCACCAAGUGAACAAAAUGGAUGUCAUUUGAAUCAAGAAAUUCAAGCAGUAAUACAAUCAAAUUUUUUAACAUCAUCUAUUCCAAAAGAUAUUUUUCCAAUUAUAUCUUUAUCAGAAUUAUUAUCACAAGCUCAAAAAUGUAUUCAAGAAAUAAAAUUAGUUGAAUUAAAAAUUUCUGAACAACCACAAGAAUUUUGGAAAAAACGUUCUAUUAAUUGUUUAAAAAAUAAAUGGUGUCCAGCUAUUCAAGGACGAAGUGGCAAACAACGACGUUAUAUUGGCAUAAAAUGGUCAAAAUCAAUUAAUUACAAUCCAAAUGAUUUGUUUAUCUUUGUUCAAUUAUUAUCUUAUGACAAUCAAUCACAUUUAUCAAAAGUCUUAGUACCACCGGAAACAAUAGUUCAAAAAUUAAAAUUAUUAGGAAAAAAACAGAAAAAUGGGAGUAGACGCCUAAUACUUAGUGAUUUGAUUAUUAAAGAUAUAUAUGGAUUUGAUAAAAAAAAUAAUGCUAUCCUUUGUCCCAUAACUGAAGAUGAAUAUCAUCAAUGUAAAAAAAAUUUAAAAGUACUUAUGUUUAAUUUAUAUAAAACAAAUGAAGAAAUUGAUAACUCAAAUGACAAUAAUGAAAUAGAUAAAGAUGAAGAUAAUGAAAUAUCUGAAUAUGAAGACGAAGAUACUUCUAUUGAAAAUCAAUUACAUAAAUUAUGCAAACUUCGUAUUUGUCUAUGUCGACGAACCGAUAAAAAUAAAUUAGAAUUUAUAUCGAAUUUCGUUGAUACAGACAUGAUCGAAGAAAGUAAAGGUAACAAAGCAUUAGCUAUUAAUUCAUCUAAAGUAACUCCAAAACAACUUUGCAAAUGUGGUAAUGAAAUAAUUACUAUACCAUUGAAUACUGAUAGUGAAAAAAAUGGUUUUAUUGUACAUUUAAAUGAAACUAAAUUAAAAUCUUCUGAAAUUCAUGGAGUUAAGGAUAAACAAAUUUUUUUCAAUUCAAUUCCAUAUAUACAAUGUAAAGAAAAUUCUCUACAUGUAGUAGUUUCGAAAAAAAGUAUCUUAAAAACAAUUCAACAACAUCAUAAUCCAUAUGAUGGUCUUGAUGAAAAUAUUCUUUUAGAUUGUUCGAUUAGUUACGUAGAUAUUAGUGAUAAUCUACAUGAUCAUAAAAUGAUUGAUACAAAACUUUCGAUGCAAACAAAUGAAAUCAACCGAAAAGAUAAAUAA
This is a messenger RNA of Rotaria sordida, 1911 nucleotides long. The record is from the annotation of a GenBank genome assembly. NCBI's taxonomy places the organism in Eukaryota, Metazoa, Rotifera, Eurotatoria, Philodinida, Philodinidae.